AAUUUCGAUGUACGAAUAAUUAAACAUGGCCCCUAAAGACGACCCCGAUAAUCGAGGUUUCGACGAUCAGCGUCGACCCUCACAGAGGAGUACGGUGCUAGCGAUACCAGCACUGGCUGUAAACGACCCAAAGUCUGAUCCAAAAAUUGCGAGCGACCUACCCGCAAAUUACGUAGACGAUGAUGAUGACGCCCCAAAGAUGUAUACCCCUUCGCUUUUGGAAAAAAUAUUGAACUACGCGUUGUGUAGAGGUGAUAUUGCUAAUCAACAACUUGAAGCUCAACCAGUGUCUAUUCCUGGAUUGUUCCGAUAUGGAAAGAAGUUUGAUUACCUACUCCUGUUCAUUGGAACCAUUUGUGCAAUUAUCUCCGGAGUUUCACAACCUAUAUUGGCUCUUGUCAGUGGUCGCGUCACUAAUGCCCUUCUUGUCUAUCCACCAACAAGUAAACAAUUCCGGAACAAAGCUAACGAAAACGUCUACAUCUUCCUUGGAAUUGGUAUUUUCAUCUCGAUCACUAACUUCAUUCAGUACAUGUGCUUCCAACAUUGCUGCACAAGAGUGAUGGCUCAGAUGAGACAUCGAUUUGUGUACUCUGUACUUAGACAAAAUGCAGGAUGGUUUGAUAAGAACCAUUCUGGAACAAUCACGACCAAAUUGAACGACAGUAUGGAAAGAAUUCGUGAAGGUAUCGGAGAUAAGCUUGGAGUGCUCCUCAGAGGAUUUGCUAUGCUUAUCGCUGCCAUCGUCGUUGCUUACAUCUACGAGUGGAGACUCGCUUCAAUGAUGCUUGGAGUUGCUCCAACUUGUUGUAUUUGCAUGUCACUUCUUGCCAGACAAAUGACUUCAACUACAAUCAAAGAACUUAUUGGAGUUGGAAAAGCUGGUUCUAUCGCUGAAGAGUCUCUGAUGGGAGUAAGAACGGUGCAAGCUUUCAACGGACAAGAGGAAAUGGUUGGAAGAUACGAAGCUGAACUUGAGAAAGGAAGAAAAUUCGCCGUGUGGAAGGGAUUCUGGAGUGGAUUCUUUGGAGGGCUCUUCUUCUUCUGGCUCUUCUCCUUCUUGGGUUGUGGUAUGCUUUACGGAGCUUACCUUCUCAAAGUCGGAAUCAUCACAACACCUGGAGAUGUAUUCAUUGUAGUCAUGUCUAUGCUUCUCGGUGCAUAUUUCCUUGGUCUCAUCUCUCCACAUAUGAUGGUGCUUCUAAACGCAAGAGUGUCUGCAGCUUCUAUCUAUCAAACUAUUGAUCGUGUUCCAAAGAUUGAUCCAUACUCAAAGGCUGGAAAACGACUUCAAAACGUGGUAGGAAGAGUGAAAUUCGAAAAUGUUCACUUCCGUUACCCAAGUCGCAAAGACGCAAAGAUUCUUAAUGGCCUCAAUUUAGUUGUUGAACCAGGAACGUCUGUUGCUUUGGUAGGACACUCCGGAUGUGGUAAAUCUACAUCCGUUGGCCUUCUCACUCGUCUCUAUGAGCCAGAAGCUGGAAAUGUGACCAUUGAUGGAACUGAUGUCCGAGAGCUGAAUAUUGAGUGGCUCAGAAAUACAGUAGGAAUAGUUCAACAAGAGCCAAUUCUUUUCAACGACACUAUUCACAACAAUUUGUUGAUUGGAAACCCUGGAUCUACUCGUGAAACUAUGAUUGAAGUCUGCAAGAUGGCUAAUGCUCAUGAUUUCAUUGAGAAAAUGCCAAAGGGAUACGACACCUUAAUUGGAGACGGUGGUGUUCAACUAUCAGGAGGACAAAAGCAACGUGUUGCUAUUGCUAGAACUCUUAUUCGUGAUCCAAAGGUCUUACUUCUCGAUGAAGCCACAUCUGCUCUCGAUGCUCAGAGUGAAAGUAUUGUACAAUCAGCUUUGAAUAACGCAUCGAAAGGUAGAACAACCAUCAUGAUUGCUCACAGACUAUCAACAAUUCGUGAAGCUGAUAAGAUUGUCUUCUUCGAAAAAGGUGUUAUUGUUGAAGCUGGAAAUCAUGAAGAACUUGUGCGCCUCGGAGGAAGAUACUUUGAUUUAGUGAAGGCCCAACAAUUCAAGGCUGAUCCAGAAGCUACUGAAGAGUUUGAAGAGGAAGAAAUUGAUUUAGAUGACACUAGUAGGAGUUCACGCCGUUCUUCGAUGACAAGUGCACGAUCUGGCUCAGAAGCAUUCAGAAGAGGAAACUCUCUCAAUGACUCUUUCUCGGGAUCAAAAAGAUCUGCCCAAGCAGAUGCUGAAAAUAGCGCGUUUGCCGCUAACGAAGCUGCUAUCAUGGCUGAAGAUGGACAGAUCACAGCCGGAUAUCUGGACAUUUUCAAGAACGCAAAAGGAAACUAUUUAUACAUGUUCCUUGGAACUGUUUUUGCUCUAAUCAGAGGUCUUGAAUUGCCUGCUUUAGCACUGAUUUUCGGAUGGGUUUUCGAAGGUUUCACAUUUGUACCUUAUGGAGGAAGAAUGAUGCACAGAAUGGCUAUGGCUGUUAUUGCAUUUGCUUCCGUCGGUGUCGGAGUUUGGUUUUCUCAACUUGCUAGUUCAGUCUUGUUUGCUGUUGUUUCGGAAAACUUAUCAAUGAGAUUCCGCGUCCAAUCAUUCCGAAAUCUUCUCUACCAAGAUGCUUCAUACUUCGAUAAUCCAGCUCAUGCCCCAGGAAAGCUGAUCACUCGGCUUGCAUCUGACGCACCAAAUAUCAAAGCUGUCGUGGAUGCUCGUAUGCUUCAAGUCAUUUAUGCACUUGCUGCUAUUAUUGCAAACAUUGCGAUUGCGUUUAUCUACUGCUGGCAAAUAGGAAUACUCGGAACAUCUCUCAUCCUCCUUCUUGCGUUUGUCAUGAUCGGGCUUGCUUACAAGAUUUCUCUCAUGAACGUCGAACAAAUCCAAAAUGAUGAUGCAGGAAGAAUUGCGAUUGAAAUCAUUGAAAAUGUGAAAACUAUUCAACUGCUCACAAGGUGUGAGCUUUUCUUUGAUCACUACCAAACAUCAUCCAAGCAACAAAAGAGAUCUGAACUGAAGAAGGGAAUGAUUGAAGCCAUCAAUUACAGUCUAACUCAAUCUUUCAUGUACUUCAUGAUGUGUUUUACAUAUGCUGUUGGUAUCAGAAUUAUUUAUCAAGGAGACAAAUCUUCCGAUGACACUUUCAAGGGAAUCAUUGCAAUGAUGUUGGGUGCCGUUGCAGUCAUGAAUUCGGCACAAUACUUCCCAGAAUUUGUAAAGGCUAAAACUGCAGCUGGAAUGUUGUUCAACAUUAUCUACAGAAAACCUAGAACAGGAGACUUAAUGGAAGGAGAUCGCCCUGAAAUUAGAGGAAACAUUCUCUUUGAAAAUGUCAAAUUCUCGUAUCCACAACGACCAUUGCAACCAAUUAUGAAAGGACUUCAAUGGACAGCACUUCGCGGACAAACUGUUGCUCUUGUCGGGCCAUCCGGAUCCGGUAAAAGUACGAACAUUGGUAUGCUCGAACGAUUCUACGAUGUUACUGGCGGAGCACUUCGAAUUGAUGGACAAGACAUUCGAAAAUUGUCACUGUUCCAUCUCAGAACACAAAUGGCGCUGGUCGGCCAAGAGCCUCGUCUUUUCGCAGGAACCAUCCGCGAGAACGUGUGCCUUGGGUUGAAGGAUGUGCCACUUGAAAAGAUCAAUCAAGCCUUAGAACUUGCCAAUGCUAACAGAUUCCUUGCCAACUUGCCAGCCGGAAUUGACACAGAUGUAGGAGAAAAAGGAGGACAAUUGUCGGGAGGUCAGAAACAGAGAAUUGCAAUUGCCAGAGCUUUGGUCCGAGACCCCAAAAUUCUGCUUCUGGAUGAAGCCACGUCAGCUUUGGAUUCGGAAUCCGAAAGGGCUGUACAAGAGGCAUUAGAUCGUGCCCGAGAAGGUCGUACGUGUAUCACAAUUGCCCAUCGUUUGUCGUCCAUUCAGAACUCUGACCUUAUUGUGUACAUCGAUAAGGGCAAGGUGCAGGAAGCUGGCAACCACACGCAGUUGAUGCAUCAAAAGGGCAGAUACUACAAGCUCAUCAAGAAACAAGAUCUUGCUGUUUAACUCUGCAAAUUGCCUUUCAAUUCCGAAUUAUCCUGUAAAUUUUGAUCACUUCCACACUCUUACCAGUAAUUACUUGUUCCCUUUGAAACUGUUUUUAUUGUGACUUUUCAUUGCUUUGUUUUCACAUUUCUCAAAAAAUUUUUCCGUCAUUUAGAAAACUGUUCCCACGUUGUUUUGAAGCAGUUUUUCUAUUAACCGGGUCUGUUCACAUUGCUACUUUUAUUUUCAGUAGGUACUCAUUAGCUAGUCGCUUUUUCAAUUUUCGAAUAAAAAAAUGUAAGAAU
This is a messenger RNA of Caenorhabditis elegans, 4293 nucleotides long. It is a transcript of the gene pgp-14, whose product is annotated as P-glycoprotein 14. Lineage: Eukaryota; Metazoa; Nematoda; Chromadorea; Rhabditida; Rhabditidae. The record is from RefSeq and is marked reviewed. The transcript is spliced from 8 exons. Gene Ontology annotation, molecular function: ATP hydrolysis activity; ABC-type transporter activity; ATP binding. Bases 26 to 4009 code for a protein of 1327 amino acids. Gene Ontology annotation, biological process: transmembrane transport. Gene Ontology annotation, cellular component: membrane; apical plasma membrane.